Messenger RNA from Gongylonema pulchrum, 1725 nucleotides. The record is from the annotation of a GenBank genome assembly. NCBI's taxonomy places the organism in Eukaryota, Metazoa, Nematoda, Chromadorea, Rhabditida, Gongylonematidae.
AUGUGCAGGCGAAAAUUGGAACGAUCGCGAGCAAACCAGGAUACGGCGAGGCGGCCGACAGGAAAGGAGGACGCCGGUGGGGUCGACAGUGCUAGUGGCGCGUCCGCAGAAGAUGCCGGCUCUUCGGAUAAUACAGGAAGCAGCAGUAGUAGAAGCGACUCGGGAAGGAGUAGCGGUAGCGAAAAAAUCCCUGACCGAAUGAAAGGCACGCAGGUGGGCCGCGCACUCCGCUCACGCUUGUCGACGCAAAAAACCAGCGGGCCACAGCGCUCACGUAAUAUCGGCCUGCGUAGGGCAUCCGGUACCCGUGUUUUAGCGCAUAAACACAGUCACGGUGUUCGCGAUUUGAGUGGUGAUAGCAGCAGUGGCAACGAUAAUGCCAAUAACGACAGUGACGAUAAUGAAACGAAUGAAGGUGGAAGGAAGAGGACCAGGAUUUGCCGUUUCAGGCAGCCUCCACCAGUUUCGCGUCUCAUUGCGAAGAAAAUUCUCACGAAAUCGAUUGCACGAACACGUAAACAGCGCUGUUCGUCAGCACUUGUACUGAAAGAAAAUGUCACGGGACGAGUCACAAGACGUAGGGCAGAUGGUGUUAGCGGCAGUAAUAAUGAUGCCGUCAGUGAUAACAGUCGUUAUGAUGAUAAGGUUGAUUCUGGGGACAGUGGUAGCGGCAAAUCUGGUGAAAAUGUUCAAGCGCCAGUGAGAGGGAAAAUUCGUGGACGAAAAAGGCAUUGCAGUACUACUGAUGCUGGUGAUGAGAAAAUGGCGGUGAAUCAGAAAAGGAUGGACUUAACGGAUUCCAAUAGCGCCGAGAACAGGAAAGUUGCAAGAAAACGACAAAGCGUCCCUGAGAAGGACAACGAACCAGCGUUAAAGAAACGUCAGAGGGAAACGGAUGAUCCAAAGAAGGAUUAUGUGGUGGGCAGUGUUGUUGCUGUUUAUGAGGACAGUUCACGAAAAGGAAAAUGGACACCUGCUGUUGUUGUUUCGGAAAGGGCGUUCAGGACUUCAGCAGCUAAAGGGUCAAUGUUGAAUGUCGCCAAAAAUGACGUUUUGCUGCGUAGUUUCAGGGAUGCUAAAUAUUUCGCAUGCGCACCAAACCGACUAUCGCAGCCAGGUGUUUCAGCUCUCAGGGCCCCAGAUUCAACGUCCAAACUUUCUGUUGAUCGAGCGGUUGCUUUCGCAGAAAAAGAUCGUUUGCCGAUGGGAUGGGAAACAGUACAUAUUUUCGAUGUUGACAUAUGGUCAAAAAAGAGCGAGGCGCGGCCAUCUUCGAGUGCGGCGAAGACCCGUCCCGAAGCUGCGAAAUCAAAGCAGGAGAAAGAAAAGGAAAGAAAUUCGUCUGCGAGCAGUACUUCGAGUGAGGACAGCAGUGACGAAGAGUAUGCGCAAGAAAGAGACCAUUUCACUGCGCAGCUGUACAAAUAUCACGAAGAACGAGUUGGAUUGGAUGCUGUUGCAUUUAACCGAACAGACUUUAACGAAAAUAAGGAAAAUUCGGCGGAGCCCUGUACCCCAAUUAACAGAGCUCCAAAGCUUGGCGGUAAGGAUAUCGAUAUGUUUCGGCUGCAUAAUUUGGUGCAUCGGUUCGGCGGCAAGAAAAAGGUGAAUGAAAAUAAUCACUGGAGGCAGAUACUGCGAAAGUUGCAUCUAGUAGGUUGCCCGGGAGCCACAUCGGCCACCGUGAAACAGGCCUAUUCGAGGUUAGUUUUUGAAUUACACUAG